Trichomonas vaginalis G3 is the source of this 726-nucleotide messenger RNA. RefSeq lists its product as uncharacterized. NCBI's taxonomy places the organism in Eukaryota, Parabasalia, Trichomonadida, Trichomonadidae. The record is from RefSeq and is a predicted model, not a curated record. The transcript has a single exon. The coding region runs from base 1 to 726 and encodes 241 amino acids.
AUGAAUUCAGGAAGCAGUAUUAUUCACAAUAUUUUGAGUUAUAAUGUGACUGAUACCCAUAUUUACAAUUAUCUUUUAACUGGUUCCAACAUGAAAAAUUACUUCCUUCUAUCAACAAUGGAUACCAGUAAAGGAGGUGAUUAUGGUGCAUAUGAAAUUUAUUUUGGCGAAGUGAAAUAUAAUGAUAAUAAUAUUUCAAAUACAAUAUGUAUGAAUUAUGCUGCUGAAAAUUUGUGGUUUGGUCAGUCAAAUGGUAUUGCAUCAUUUUCAAAUUGUUUUAAUAAUACAUCAACUUCUCUUGGAAUGAAUUAUCAUUAUGGAAAUCCAUAUUCAACAACGAAAUACUAUAGUAUCAUUUCAAAUAAAAUAACUGGUUCAAAUGGAGAUGGCACUGGUAUUGUUAGCACAGGAUUCCACGGUCUGAAAUUAUCAAAUUCUGUAUUAUUAAACAAUAUUUCACCUAAUUUAUUCUAUGUUUCGGAAAAUGGUUUUUUAAUAGUUGAUUCAACAUAUAUCAAUGGUAAUAGUUUCACGUAUUCUUGUUCAUUUUCCUAUUCUGGUGGAAGUUUUUCAAUAACAACAACAAGUUCAUUCAAUAUUAACUUUAAAGAAUACACAGAUACUGAUGCCUUGACAUUUAUAAUAAUGCCAAAGAAAUGCUCAAAUACUGCCAAAUCUUCUACCAUGAAUUACCUACUUCUAUUAGUAAACGAAGUUGCUGAAUAA